GACUUUCCGACCUGAAGCUCGCCGACGUCGUGAUUUGACCUCGUUUUUUUCGCCGAGUUCCCAGUUGUCUUGAAAGCACCACAAGAGGCGGAUGUUGAGUAGAUUAAUGAUAAACAGACGAGCUAACGGUUGCCAUCAUUUGACUUCCCUACAAACAGGCUUGUGAUAUAGCUGUCGUCAUCACCUAAUUCCAAUUGUGUGGAAGAGACAACACAUCAGGCUGUUGGACCUGACGGAAGAGCAGGCUCUGUAGGUGGAAACUCCCCACUGUCAUCAGCAGACUGGCUGAGUGAGUCCAAGGCCAGUGGUGAGUGGAGCUUAUACCCCAGGCCCCCCCCAUCCAAAGGUCCAGUCAGCAUGUCCAGCGACCCCCCUCCUCCCUACCCCGGAGGUCCCAGCCCCCCUCUUAUCAAGGAGAAGAAUGGACAGCCAGCCAUUCCGGGCUCGGCGGUCCCUGUAUCGACGGGUCCUCCUCAGGGACACCCCCUGCCUCCAGACUAUGGCCCUCCACCCUAUGAGGCCACGCUACAGCCAGGCUUCUUGCCGCCACACGUCCCAGGAGAUGGGGCCAUGCCCAUACCACAUGGUGGCUUCUACCCUCCGCCAGGUCACUUUGGCCCGGGGCAGUUUGGCCCGGGGCAGUUUGGCCCGGGGCCCAUUCAAUUUGGGCCUGUGGCAGGUCAGACGGCUCACACGGUGCUGGUACCCCCUGGGACAGCUACCACAGUGACCGUGCUACAGGGGGAGAUAUUCCAGACAGCACCCGUACAGACUGUGUGUCACCACUGCCAGCAGCCCAUCAUCACCCGCAUCAACCACAGCGUGGGCCUCAUGAACGCUGUCUUCUGCCUCUUCUGCUUCUUUGUUGGCAUACCACCAUGCAUACCACUGCUGGCUUGCUUCUGAAGCUCAGCAGGGUUGGUCCUGGUCAGUUCCUGGAUGGGAGACCAGAUGCUGCUGGAAGUGGUGUUGGAGGGCCAGUAGGAGGCACUCUUUCCUCUGGUCUAAACAAUAUCCCAAUGCCCCAGGGCAGUGAUUGGGGACACUGCCCUGUGUUGGGUGCCGUCUUUCGGAUGGGACGUUAAACGGGUAUCCUGACUCUCUGCGGUCAUUAAAGAUCCCAUGGCACUUAUCGUAAGAGUAGGGGUGUUAACCCCGGUGUCCUGCGCUUAUUCCCAAUCUGGCUAGAAAGCAGACUGAACCAGGUUUUCCUCUAGGAUUUUGCCUAUGCUUAGCUCCAUUCUGUUUAUUUUUAUCCUGAAACUCCCCGGUCCUUAAUGACUACAAGAAUACCCAUAACAUGAUGGACCACCACUAUGCUUGAAAAUAUGGAGAGUGGUACACAGUAACUUUUUUUUCUUAAACACAAAGUGUUAAUUGUUUUGCCACAUUUUUGCAGUAUUACUUUAGUGCCUUGUUGCAAACAGUAUGCAUGUUUUGGAAUAUUUUUUUAUUCUGUACAGGCUUCCUCUUUUUCACUGUGUCAAUUAGGUCAGUAUUGUGGAGUAACUACAAUGUUGUUGCUCCAUCCUCAUCCUCUAACUGUUUUAAUGUCACCAUUUGCUUCAUGGUGAAAUCCCUGAGCGGUUUCCUUCCUCUCCGGCAAUUGAGUUAGGAAGGACGCCUAUAUCUUUAUAGUGACUGGGUGUGUUGAUGCACCAUCCAAAGUGUAAUUAAUAACUUCACCAUGCUCAAAGGAAUAUUUAAUGUCUACUUUUUUUUGGACCCAUCUACCAAUAGGUGCCCUUCUUUGAGAGCCAUUGGAAAACCUCCCUGGUCUUUGUGUUUGAAAUUCACUGCUCGACUGAGGGACCAUACAAUUAUCUGUAUGUGUGGGCAGUGGCGAUUUUAGCAUGUAAAUCUUGGUGGAUAAAAAAAAAAAUGAGGGGGGGGUGCAAGCCAGCAUCGCCACAACACUAAACAAUAAAUUAAUUGCACUAUAACGGUGACAAAUGGUGUCCACAAACUGUUAGGGCCUACAUAAAGCUGUCCUAACAGCAGAGUCCCAACAGCAGUCCCAACACCUUAACACUGCUACACCUGGCUACCAGCGGAGCCUUGUCUGGCAGCGAAACAGCUCAUUCAGCCUCAUUUACUGCCUUUAAAAAAAACAUAGCUGUUUUGGCUGACUUGCUUAAACAAAUGUGGUUUCUACUGACAAAUAUGAUAUACAAACUGUGGUAUAAGGGUACGAUAAGCGGAUAAGAGACCAUCCGUAAUUUCGAUUAA
Messenger RNA from Oncorhynchus kisutch (coho salmon), 2229 nucleotides. Its product is annotated as cell death-inducing p53-target protein 1. Gene Ontology annotation, biological process: intrinsic apoptotic signaling pathway in response to DNA damage by p53 class mediator. Gene Ontology annotation, molecular function: zinc ion binding. Lineage: Eukaryota; Metazoa; Chordata; Actinopteri; Salmoniformes; Salmonidae. The record is from RefSeq and is a predicted model, not a curated record. The transcript is spliced from 6 exons. Bases 358 to 906 code for a protein of 182 amino acids. Gene Ontology annotation, cellular component: cytoplasmic side of lysosomal membrane; cytoplasmic side of late endosome membrane; nucleus.